AUGUCGAAUUUUGUGGAGUUAUUAAUAACGGAAGUGGAAAGACGGCCCAUUUUAUGGAAUAGAUAUUUGAAAGAUUAUAAAAAUCGUGUUUUAGUUGAGAAGGAAUGGGAGAACGUUGCGCUGGUAUUACAAAAAGAGAAGUACAAGGUUAAACAAAAGUGGAAGAAUCUUCGAGAUCAAUUCCAACGGGAGUGUAAGAAAAUAAGAAGUCUUCAGUCCGGCGUUCCUGGUAGUCUGUCGGCUGAAACGUAUAACGUGAAGUGGGCACACUUUGAACAAAUGAAAUUUUAUUUAAAGAUCAUGUCGACGCCAUUCCCGACGGAAAUGAGUUUUCACGUAGACCAAAUAAAAGAAGAGCAAAUAGACAUCUCGGAAGAUACACCGUCGCAAGACUCGAAUACUGUACUAGAAGAAGAUACACCUCCCGCGUCGAUUACUCCUUCGUGUGCCGAAAAAGGAUUCGAAAGUAUAACAGGAUCGCCUCUCUCGGAAUUCGAGAAACAAUUUAUCGAGCUAGAAAACAGAAAAAUGCGGUUCCUGAUGGAUAAUUCGAUGGCAUCAACGUCACAGGAAAAUUCACAGGACGACGAAGACAUGUUAUUUGUUAAAUCGUUAGUUCCAUUUUUCAAAAAUCUGCCCCCGUUAAAAAAGCUUAUUGUACGAAAUAAAAUUCAAGAAGUACUAAUCGCAGAGAUGCGAAACGAAGAAAACGACAAAUUAAAUAACUUUACAUAAACAUACGGAAUUAUUGUUCCUUUGAUUCUC
Hylaeus anthracinus is the source of this 765-nucleotide messenger RNA. RefSeq lists its product as uncharacterized. Lineage: Eukaryota; Metazoa; Arthropoda; Insecta; Hymenoptera; Colletidae. The record is from RefSeq and is a predicted model, not a curated record. Gene Ontology annotation, molecular function: DNA binding. The transcript is spliced from 2 exons. Gene Ontology annotation, cellular component: transcription regulator complex; nucleus. Bases 1 to 735 code for a protein of 244 amino acids. Gene Ontology annotation, biological process: regulation of transcription by RNA polymerase II.